Messenger RNA from Fraxinus pennsylvanica, 1110 nucleotides. Lineage: Eukaryota; Viridiplantae; Streptophyta; Magnoliopsida; Lamiales; Oleaceae. The record is from the annotation of a GenBank genome assembly.
AUGUCCAUUCCAAAUUCUUGUGCCAUCUUGGCCGCAGUUUCCUUGGCAGCGAUCAUAAUGUCCAAGGCUGUGCCACCAGUCGAAGCAGCCGCCCGCGCUUUCUUCGUCUUUGGUGACUCACUAGCCGACACUGGCAACAACAACUACUUGGCAACGGCUGCAAGAGCCGACUCUCCGCCUUAUGGCAUUGACUUCCCGACUCACCGUCCCACUGGCCGGUUUUCAAACGGUUACAGCAUUCCUGAUAUCAUCAGUCAAAAACUUGGUGCUGAAUUGACACUGCCAUACUUGAGUCCCGAGUUGAAAGGGAAAAAAUUGCUGGUUGGUGCAAACUUCGCCUCGGCUGGAGUCGGAAUUCUUGGUGACACGGGGUUUCAGUUUGUAAACAUAAUAAGAAUCUACGAACAAUUUUUGUUGUUCAAGCAGUACCAACGACGGGUUAGUGCUCUAAUCGGAGAAGAACAGGCAGAGAAACUUGUGAACAAGGCUCUAGUUCUGAUCACACUUGGUGGCAAUGAUUUUGUUAACAACUACUUCUGGACUCCAAUUACUGCAAGAAGCCUUGAAUUUAGUCUCCAGAAUUUCUCCACCUAUCUCAUCUGUGAAUAUAAGAAGAUUUUGCUGAGUCUACAUCAGUUGGGACUCCGACAGAUUCUAGUCACCGGAAUAGGGCCGAUAGGUUGUGCUCCGGUUAUGCUCGCCACUAGGAGCAUAAACGGUCAAUGUGCAGAAGAGCCUAACCUUGUUAUGAAAAUAUUCAACCCCCUUCUCCAACAAAUGCUUAAAGACCUCAAUCGUGAGCUUGGCUCAGCCGUGUUUAUCUCAAUUAACUCGCUGGAAAUGCAAAGCGACGUCAUUUACCAUCCUCGUGCCCAUGGUUUUAUCACGUCCAAGGUAGCAUGUUGCGGACAGGGACCCUACAAUGGGAUAGGACUUUGCACAGCUGCAUCCAAUAUAUGCUUGAAUAGAGAUCUAUACGUUUUUUGGGAUCCAUUCCAUCCAACGGAGAGGGCAAACAGGAUAAUUGUGGAUGCAAUGUUCAAUGGUUCGGAGAAGUACAUGUCCCCAAUGAAUCUAAGCACAAUCCUGGCCAUGGGUUCCAUGACCUAG